AUGGCCUCUAACAACCCCACCACCUCGUCCAUCUCGGGCCUUUUAUCUGGGUUCCCAUCCCAGCAUCUCUUCAUCACAUUAGCCAACGAGCUUGGGCAGCACUUUGGAAUCUCAGGCCUCAGAUUCUGAAAUCCAAACGGGUACAAUUAUUUAUUUAUUCACAACUCAAGAUGCUGAAAAUGGAAAGAAUACUACUGGGGAGAAUAGAAACUCACCUGUCGAACAACUGCUGAUGAAAUCUCUGAGAAGGUGAGAUCAGGGUAAGGCAUGUCACAGCAGUAUAUCUCCCACAGGCAGAUGCCAAAGCUAUAGACAUCACAUUUUCUGUUGUAUGGGUUGUCAUUGAGAACCUGAGAUAG
This is a messenger RNA of Spirodela intermedia, 359 nucleotides long. NCBI's taxonomy places the organism in Eukaryota, Viridiplantae, Streptophyta, Magnoliopsida, Alismatales, Araceae. The record is from the annotation of a GenBank genome assembly.